ACGCUGUUGUGGAACUUUUUUUUUCCAUGCGGGUUACUGUGGCACCAGGGUACUGUUACAGGACAGAGACAGAGAGAGUUCACUUCUGUUGUUUCUCGAGGCUGAACGGACACACCACUGUUCAUGGGGAGUACGGCCCGUCCUGUCCUGAUGCCUGUACCGUAGCACCAUGACCCUGAACACUCAGAGAGGGAAGGAGCCCCUGCGGCGGAGAGGCAGCACGCCCAUCCCCCCAGCCCACUUCUACAAGCACCCAUCCUUGACCCAAGACCCUCAGGACCCCCGGCUUCCCAGGAGCAACCACCAGGAGCCCGAGGCCCCCCGCAGCCACCCUCCCCUGGGACAGUCUGCGUCCUACCACCCUGGAGACAAGUCCCUGCACUACCGAGCCCAGUGGAGCUCGGACUCGGACGACGACUCGGAGAGUGACUCGGACUGUGUUUACAGAGUUGUGUUGCUAGGCGACCAAGGUGUCGGAAAGACCAGCCUGGCAGGAAUCUUUGCCGGGAUCACAGAGAAAGAGGAACAACCUGGAGAAGACUCAUACGAGCGGAAACUGACAGUAGAUGGAGAGGAAACAACACUUAUCGUCAUGGAUACCUGGGAGAACGACAAACUGGAGGGGGAGGAAGACUCCUCGCAAGAUCCCAGUCUGAAGGUCGGGAGUGCGUACGCCAUCGUCUACUCGGUCACCGACCGUUGCAGUUUUGAAGCCGCCUCUGAGCUACGGAUCACUCUGCGACGCACCCGCCAGGCCGAAAACAUUCCCAUCAUCCUUGUGGGCAACAAGAGCGACCUGGUCCGGUCCAGAGAAGUCUCUGUGGAAGAAGGCCGAGCAUGUGCGGUGGUGUUUGACUGUAAAUUCAUCGAGACGUCGGCGUCUCUGCAGCACAACGUGACCGAGCUGUUCGAGGGCGUGAUCCGACAGAUCCGCCUCCGUCGGGGCGGCAGCAACGCCAUUCAGCGCCGAACUUCCUUCUACAAGCGCAAAGAGAGCAUUACCCAGAAGGCUCGCCGCUUCCUGGACCGAUUGGUGGCACGCAACAACCAGCGCAUGGCGGUCAAAGUGCGCUCCAAGAGCUGCCACGACCUGGCCGUCCUCUGAAGACUAGAAGAGACAGGUCGGACAUUAUUUGACUCAAUUAAAUUCUCUGGUUGUAAUAACUUGGACAAUGGCGUUGUUUUUCCUGUUCGGUCAGCAAGUUGAUGAUUCAAAUCAAAGUCAACGGACAGUCGCUGGGAACAAACACUGUUUGAACUUUUGGUUUCCAAAUAUUUGGGACUUUUUCUCCAGAUGAUCUGAAAAAACUGACUUUCAAGGAUAAGCACUGUUGCAUUGGAUGAAUGACUGUGUGUGUGUGUGUGUGUGUGUGUGUGUGUGUGUGUGUGUGUGUGUGUGUGUGUGUGUGUGUGUGUGUGUGGUUGUGUGUGUGUGUGUGUGUGUGUGUGUGUGUGUGUGUGUGUGUGUGUGUGUGUGUGUGUGUGUUCAGGAUGUCCUUUAGUUUCCACUCUGCUGU
Molecule: messenger RNA, 1517 nt
Organism: Gymnodraco acuticeps
Lineage: Eukaryota; Metazoa; Chordata; Actinopteri; Perciformes; Bathydraconidae
Gene: rem1
Product: RAS (RAD and GEM)-like GTP-binding 1
Exons: 5
Coding region: 170-1105 (311 amino acids)
Biological process (GO): negative regulation of high voltage-gated calcium channel activity
Cellular component (GO): plasma membrane
Molecular function (GO): GTP binding; calcium channel regulator activity; GTPase activity
Source: RefSeq, a predicted model, not a curated record